Molecule: messenger RNA, 930 nt
Organism: Eruca vesicaria subsp. sativa (arugula)
Lineage: Eukaryota; Viridiplantae; Streptophyta; Magnoliopsida; Brassicales; Brassicaceae
Source: the annotation of a GenBank genome assembly
AUGAGAACCACCGCACUUUACAUGACACCAUUCACCACCAUGGCUCGUCUUUUCCCCACCUCUUCCUUCAAAACGGCAGCCGCCGUCAUCAUCGCAGGCAUCUUUACUGUCGCGGUGGCUGUGUGUUUCACCGUUCCUUCAGUCUCACAUUUCAUGGCGUCUUGCUAUCCUAUGAUCCACGAUAACACAGUCUUCCUCCUUAAACCACCCUAUCUUUACUUAGUCAUCAAUUGCAUCAUCGUCUCUAUCGUCGCUACAUCUAAGCUCACUCACAAACCGUCUUCCAACAACGACUUCUCCGAAGUAGUACCUUUACCUUCUGAUAUCGUCAUCCGUUACUUAAAUGUGGCUCAUGAUUAUACCGAACUUGUGGACAAUGAUCCGACGGUGAAGGAUCUCUCUCAAGUCGUUGAAGGUGAUAAGGUAAAAGUUGAUGAUGUAGAUGAUCAUAAGCCAGCGACGGAGAAGCCAAAAUUAACGAGUGAUUCGCUGGAGACUUCGAGGGUGAAGCUGUCGAGGAAACCACCGAGAUACAGUCAACAAAAGUCGCUCAAAACGAGUGCACAAGGUGGUGGUGAUAAAAAGCCACCGAGGAGGCAGGACACGCUGGAGACGACGUGGAAGAAGAUAACGGAAGGACACUCGACGCCGUUAACUAAGCACUUGACUAAAUCCGACACGUGGCAAGAGAGGUCGCACGUGCGGAGCUCGUCGGAAAAGAGCGCCAAACAGAAGAAGAUGACCAAGUCUGAGAACUUGGAUGACAUAAAUGCCCCUACGGAGCUGAAGCGCGAGGCGUCACCGGGUCAGGAAGAGCUGAACCGGCGUGUGGAAGCGUUUAUCAAGAAGUUCAAUGAAGAGAUGAGAUUGCAAAGAUUAGAGUCUUUGGCCAAAAUUAACAAAAUGGAAAAUGGAGCGACUUGUUUGUAA